AGGUUUACUUGUUUUAGAGGAGGAGGGGCAGAGGGCGAGGGAAAGAGAGCAUUUCAAGCGGUGCAGAGCUUGAUCUCAUGACCCUAAGAUCAUGACCUGAGCUGAAACCAAGAGUCAGAUGCUCAACUGGCUGGGCCACUCAGGCUCCCUGGAUAGUAGCACCUUCUUAACAUGAGGAAAGUGUAGAUGUGUGUAUGUAUGUAGUUGUGCAUCUAAAUAGACGUGUGAUUUAGAAUAGUACCUGACACGUGAGGAGCGCUGUUAGCUAUUAAAGCAUCAGACAACUGGGAGACAAGAUAUUAGGUGGAGAAAUGGAGAUGAAUAGUCAUGAUGGAGAGGCAGUGAUGGAGACUGGGAACUGGAGAGACAAAAAUGGAGCGUCAGAAAAAAAAAAACGACUGAAAAAACCAAAAACGACUGAACAAGCAAAUGAGAGGGCCGACAAGGAAUAGAGACGGAGGGUUGGAGAGAAUCUCAGACCUGAAGAUAAGAGAAACAGGAGAGACGGGACCAGACUAUGAAAGGGAAGAGGCUGAGCAUGGUUAGCUGAAAGACACAGGCUGAGGCAUAAGGAUGACAGCCAGAUUGGGGAGAGCUCAGGGAGCAGAGACAACCUCUGCAAGCUUCCACCAAGAGACCCAGAAAUGGUCAGAGAUGCUGUAACAGAGAAAUGAGGGGACCCAGGAAGUCUACAAGGUAGCCCACAAGAAGAGGCCCCCUUGAGAGCCAAGAUGUGUGGUCAGUUGGGCCUACCUAGGCAGCUGGGAGGAAUGCUCUUCAUUUCAUUCCCAAUCCUUUUCUCAGGAUCCUGGGCUCAGUAUCAACAGCCUUCUAGGGCCUCUUCCUCUUAAACUGCCUCCCCUGCAACAGGAGUUCCCUGGGAAGCCACUCUAGCAUCACCCAGCCCGUGUUUACCAGAAAGUGACGUGCAUAGGCCACUGCUCCCAUGAGAAACCACUCCGCCAGCUCACAGGCAUUCAGGGCCUGAAAGGCCAGGAUGGACUGAUGUCUGCCCCAGAGAUCAUUCCAGGAGUCAUGAGGUGCCUUGUGUGUUGCCAGCUUUGAGCUGGGCCCCUGAGCACUUGCUCUGUCAUUGCCUGUGGUUGUCCUGUACCAUUGAUGAAGAGGAAGAUUGUAUCUUUGCCGAGAAGAGUGGUUCCUUAUUGCAGGCACUGACCUCUCACUGUGACUCUGAGACAGCACUAUGACCACCCCCAGCAUGCCUCCUCCCAGAACAAAGGAGGGCAGGGAUCACCGAGGCCGACACUGGGACCCCAGUGAGGAGGAGGCCCCUGAGAAAUGGGACUGGAAUUGUCCAGAGACACGUCACCUUUUCGAGGAUGCCUUUUUCCGUGAAGAGGAUUAUAUCCGCCAGGGUUCUGAGGAGUGCCAGAAGUUCUGGAGCUUCUUUGAACGUUUGCAGAGAUUCCAGAAUCUCAAGACCGCCAGGAAGGGGGAGAAAGACCCUGCGCCACCCAAGCACAGUGUCCCAGCACUGGCUGACCUACCUCGCACUUACGAUGCCCGCUACCGCAUCAACCUCUCUGUCCUGGGCCCCGACACUCGGGGCUCUCGGGGGCUGGGCAGGCAGCCCCCAGAGAGAGUGACUGAGUUCCGCCGAGCACUGCUGCACUACCUGGACUUUAGCCAGAAGCAGGCAUUUGGGAGGUUGGCCAAACUGCAGCAUGAGCGCGCAGCGCUUCCCAUCGCCCAGUACGGGAACCGCAUCUUGCAGACACUGAAGGAGCACCAGGUGGUGGUGGUGGCCGGUGACACGGGCUGUGGCAAGUCCACCCAGGUGCCUCAGUACCUACUGGCUGCUGGCUUCAGUCACGUAGCGUGCACCCAGCCCCGGCGGAUUGCCUGCAUCUCCCUGGCCAAGCGUGUCAGCUUCGAGAGCCUCAGUCAGUAUGGCUCACAGGUUGGUUACCAGAUCCGCUUUGAGAGCACGCGUACGGCAGCCACCAAGAUCGUGUUCCUGACGGUGGGGCUGCUCCUGAGGCAGAUCCAGCGGGAGCCCAGCCUGCCCCAGUACCAGGUCCUGAUAGUGGACGAGGUCCACGAGCGGCACCUCCACAACGACUUCCUUCUGGGAGUCCUCCGGCGCCUGCUGCCCAAGCGGCCUGACCUCAAGGUCAUCCUCAUGUCGGCCACCAUCAACAUCUCGCUCUUCUCCAGCUACUUUGGCACGGCGCCCGUGGUGCAGGUGCCCGGGAGGCUGUUCCCCAUCACGGUCGUGUACCAGCCACAGGAGGCAGAGCCAGUGGCAUCCAAGUCGGAGAAGCUGGACCCUGGGCCUUUCCUGAGGGUGCUGGAGGCCAUCGACAAUAAGUACCCACCCGAGGAGCGGGGCGACCUCCUCGUCUUCCUUAGUGGCAUGGCGGAGAUCAGCUCAGUACUCGAGGCUGCCCAGACCUAUGCCAGCCGCACCCAGCGCUGGGUGGUGCUGCCGCUGCACAGUGCCCUCUCCGUGGCCGACCAGGACAAGGUAUUCGAUGUGGCCCCCCCUGGAGUUCGGAAAUGCAUCCUCUCCACCAACAUUGCUGAGACCUCUGUCACCAUUGAUGGGAUCCGCUUUGUAGUUGAUUCUGGGAAGGUGAAGGAGAUGGGUUAUGACCCGCAGGCCAAGCUGCAUCGGCUCCAGGAGUUCUGGAUCAGCCAGGCUAGUGCCGAGCAGCGCAAGGGCCGGGCAGGCCGCACGGGCCCUGGCGUCUGCUUCCGCCUCUAUGCUGAAUCGGACUAUGAUGCCUUCGCCCCUUACCCUGUUCCGGAGAUUCGGAGGGUAGCCCUGGACGCACUGGUGCUGCAGAUGAAGAGCAUGAGCGUGGGGGACCCUCGAACCUUUCCUUUCAUUGAGCCCCCGCCACCAGCCAGCCUGGAAACGGCCAUCCUCUACCUCCAGGACCAGGGGGCUCUGGACAGCUCCGAGGCCCUCACCCCUAUCGGGUCCCUGCUGGCCCAGCUGCCAGUGGACGUCGUGAUUGGGAAGAUGCUGAUCCUGGGCUCCAUGUUCCACCUGGCGGAGCCUGUGCUCACCAUUGCAGCCGCCCUCAGUGUCCAGUCACCCUUCACCCGCAGCGCCCAGAGCAACCCCGAGUGUGCGGCAGCGCGGCGGCCCCUGGAGAGCGACCAGGGGGACCCCUUCACGCUCUUCAACGUCUUCAACGCCUGGGUGCAGGUAAAAUCCGAACGGAGCAGAAACUCACGCAAGUGGUGCCGCCACCGGGGCAUAGAGGAGCAUCGGCUGUACGAGAUGGCCAACCUGCGGCGCCAGUUCAAGGAGCUGCUGGAGGACCAUGGCCUGCUGGCCCGGGCGCAGGCCCCGACACCAGGGGACAGCUACCAUAGGUUGCAGCAGCGCCGCGAGCGCCGGGCGCUGUACCGCCUGAAGCGCCAGCACGAGGAGGGCGGGGGGCGCCGGCGCAAGGUCCUGCGGCUGCAGGAGGACUUGGAUGGCUGCUCCAGCGAUGAGGACCGGGGGGCCGGCGACAGCGUGGACAUCCAGGACGUGAAGUUCCAGCUGCGGCACAGCCUGGACCAGCUGCAGGCAGCCACCAGCUCCGCCCAGGACCUGACACGGGACCAAAUGGCCCUGCUCAAGCUGGUGCUGGGUCGGGGCCUCUACCCGCAGCUCGCUGUCCCAGACCCAUUCAACAGCAGCCGCAAGGACUCGGACCAGAUUUUCCACACGCAGUCCAAGCAGGGCACUGUGCUGCACCCCACCUGCAUCUUUGCCAACAGCCCUGAGGUGCUGCACGCACAGGAGCAAGAGGCCAGGGGCAGCGAAGGGAGUCAAGAUGACAAGGACAAGAUGAGCAGCAAGCACCAGCUCCUCACCUUCGUCUCCCUGCUGGAGACCAACAAACCAUACCUGGUGAACUGCGUCCGCAUCCCCGCUCUCCAGUCCCUCCUGCUCUUCAGCCGGUCCCUGGACACCAAUGGUGACUGCUCACGCCUGGUGGCCGAUGGCUGGUUGGAGCUCCAGCUUGCGGAUAGUGAGAGCGCCGUCCGGCUUCUGGCAGCUUCCGUGCGGCUCCGGGCCCACUGGGAAAGCACCCUGGACCAGCAGCUGGCCCGGCAGGCCCGGCGGCGGGGGCCGGGGGUGGACCAAGAGGAGGAGGAGGCUCCAGUGGACCCCAAGGAGGUGGCACACCUGAGCAGGGACCUGCUGCAGUUCGUGGCGUCCAAGGUUCCCUACAGCCUCCGGCGGCUCACGGGGCUGGAAGUCCAGAACCUCUAUGUGGGACCCCAGACCAUCACAGCUGCACCCAGUCUCCCCGGCCUCUUCGGCAGCUCUGCCCUGUCCCCCCACCCCACCAAAGGGGGCUAUGCGGUCACGGACUUUCUCACCUACAACUGCCUCACAAGCGACACAGACCUGUACAGUGACUGUCUCCGCACCUUCUGGACCUGCCCCCACUGCGGCCUGCACAUGCCCCUGACGCCCUUGGAGCGCAUCGCCCACGAGAACACGUGCCCAGAGGCCCCGCAGGACGCCCCCCCAGAGGCUGAGGAUACUGCCCCCGAGCCCCUCCCCAAGGCGUCUGCCUUGCAGAGGCCCUACCACUGCGAGGCCUGCCAGAAGGACUUUCUGUUCACGCCCACGGAGGUGCUGCGGCACCGCAGACAGCACAUGUGAGCCCGGAGCCCCGCCUGCCCCCCCUGAACCUGCGCCCUGGGCUCAGAGCUCUGGUCUGGCCCACCUGGCAAGGAGGGAGUGUGGAAAUGUGAAUAAAGUCGAAUCGGCUGACCCUGACCUUUGAGCCUACUCCGGCCCCUCCAGGAAGCGCCAGCGGCCCGUCGUUGGUCCUCCCCACAGUCCGGCUCUCAUCCUGCUCGCUGCUGCGUGCCAUCCCAGGCUCCCAGGGCCCGAUCUGGGCAGGUGAGGCCAAGCAGGGGACUUCAGAGGACGUGGGCCCCGCUGGCUGCUGCUCUCUCCCGACUCUGUCCUCAUGGGUCCUGCUCAUCCCCAGACUAGGGAGACCUGCACUGUCCGUCCAUGAGAGUCACUUCGAGAACUGGGCGGGGAGUGGUGGGGGUGGGGGUGUCCAUGUCGAAGUGGGCCCACAUCCAGCACAGUCACUGGGGCCAUUCCUGCUGCGGGGUCCUUGGCAAUCCACAGUUGUCCCCUCUGACCCCCGGCCUGGCCCCGCCACACUCCUAUCGUGAGGAUGAUAGGGAAGUGCCUUGAUCCCUGCAUGCUGGUAAAUUCCAUGGCUCCGGUGAAAGACACAGAUGACAAACGCUCCCUCCAGAAGAAAGAAAUAACUUUCUGAUCAGCAUCACACUCAGGCCCAAACCAGACUGAGAGCAUCGGAAAAGCAAACUAGAGGCUCCUGUGUGAACACACACGCAAAGCCCUUAGUGAAAGUUUAGCUGCUCCCAUUCAGUGGCGUAGAUAAAGGCCAGUAAGUACAGAUGGCCAAGCGGGGUUCUAGGAGGACAGUUGGUUUAACAUUUGGAGACUAGUCAAUGGGAUUCACCGUAUUAAAAACAAAGCACAUCAGACAAAUUUCAGCACCUUGUGGCCUUGGGUAACCCCCCUGACCUCUCUGCUCAACUGUUUUUCUCCCAAAAAAACAUAGCCCAACUGUCCACUUAUCCCAGAGGCUUCAUUUUCAUACAGAAAUCUUGCCCUCGUAUUUUCUUCUCCCUGAGUGCGGGAGCAGAGCAUGGCUGUGGGGCUGUGGGGCAGGGGUCAGAGCCCGGAUAGAAGCCACGCCAGGUGUUUGAAACAGGAAGGGGUUUUGUAGGGGGAUGGGGGGGAGCGCUGACAACACCCGGGGAGGUGGAGCAGUGAGCUUGGGGUGGGUCUUUGGGAGUGACCCCAGGACCGCAGCACGGAAGAUCCACAGCAUGGAGGCCCCCCUGGACGGUGCAGACACAGGACGGGAGGAGGACGACAGGAAUCCACCAGAUUCACCUUCGGGGGUGCAGCUCCACACACCUUCCUCUGCGCAUACGCUUCCAGAUAUUUACAAACUGGUCAAGGUCCUGCGGUGCCCUUGGCUGUGUAACAGCUCCCUGGGAGCGACCUAAGUGUUUCCCAGGAUCAUUGAGCACUCGGCCGAAGGCUGACUCUACAAAUGGUGGUGAACCACUCCAAGUGUAGACAUCUCACCUGUGAAAACCCGGGUCCUUCUGUCGGCUAUGUGGACGGGUUCUCUGUUUUUAAUUUUUUUUUAAUUUUUAUUUAUUUAUGAUAGAGAGGCAGAGGCACAGGCAGAGGGAGAAGCAGGCUCCAUGCACCAGGAGCCCGACGUGGGAUUCAAUCCUGGGUCUCCAGGAUCACGCCCUGGGCCAAAGGCAGGCGCCAAACCGCUGCGCCACCCAGGGAUCCCUGUUUUUAAUUUUCCAAAUAGCGUGACAGCAGACGCCUUCGAUGCACCGAGGAAUCUCUGUCCACUUCUGAAAUCCCAUUUUUAAAAAGAUUUCCCCUGUUCUAGAAGGUUUAGAGAAGCUGGAAAUAGUAAGAAAAGAAUCCCUUGGAAUCCCCCACAUGCACCCAAGACUCGGGGACCGGCUGGUUGAUGAGCGCCGCUUGGACGGCGGUGGAUCCUGUUUGCUUCUUUCCACAAAGCAUCUGAGUAUAAACACAUCCUGGUUAUUACCGUGUGUCUGUCCCCUCGGUGAGUGGCCGGGCCUGCUCGGGGCCAUGACCGGUUUCCUUCCAUUCUGCUUGGCGCUCUGGGGGACCGGCUUCUGCAUUAUGCCUCUCCCCAAACUUCCGGCCCUUUCCUCAGGGCACGUUCCCAAGAGGGCAAUUAGUGGGUCAAAAGGUAAGAGCAUCUGUGAGGAGUCCUUGGCACAGACCGCGAGCUUCCACUCCUUUCUAACCACCUGCAUUUCUGGCCAACUGACAAGAGGAACUGCAUGCAUCCCGGUAUAGCGGCCAACACUCCGUGCUGACGGUGUGCCAGGCGCUGUUCUGGGAGACCUUUUUGUAUUGCUACAGACCUGGCUCCUUGUUUUCCCUGGCUGUAUAGCGGCCGGGUACAUGGAAGGGCCAAACUUAUUUAGCCAGGCCCACCUGGAGAGACAUCUAAGCUGUUUCCAAUCUUUUGCUCCUACAAAGAAAGCUGGCAUGAAUAUCCUGCCACGUGGGUCAUUUCCAGAUAUGUGUGUAUCUGCAGGAUAAAUCCCUGGAGGUAGAAUCACUGGCCCAAAGAAAGGUACAUUUUAAUAAGUCAUUUGAUAGACUCUCCUGUCUUCCAUCCAGGCUGUAGGGGCUUAUAUUUUUAUUUCCCCUGAUUGCCAGUAAACCUAAGCAUCUUUGCAUAUUCCGGGCUAUUUAUAUUUCCUCUUCUGUUGGCUCAAGUCCUAGACUCUUUGUCAUUUUGUUAUUAGUUUGUAGUAGCUCUUUAUAUAUUCUGGAUCUUCAGAGUCAUAGACGUGACGAACAUCUGUCUCUGCUGCUUAUCUUUUGGCUUUAUGUAUGGUGACCUUUACUCAAUAUUUUAAAAUUUUUUGGUGGUCAAGUCUCUCUUUUGUUAUGACCCCAGAAAAUGCCUUCCUUGAUGUAUGGUAUCAAAAAUAGAGAAAUAAGUGGUUUAUGAGAGAAACUAACCUCAGAGCUUCUCCCACCCAGUGUCCAGCCAAAUCUCCUAAGAACAUUACAGCUUGUUGGAACUGUUCCUUCUUUUCCUUCUUUUUCAUGUUAGCACAUAAAUUAAUGUCCCACUGGCAAGAAA
Molecule: messenger RNA, 7691 nt
Organism: Canis lupus familiaris (dog)
Lineage: Eukaryota; Metazoa; Chordata; Mammalia; Carnivora; Canidae
Gene: DHX34
Product: DExH-box helicase 34
Exons: 17
Coding region: 1205-4639 (1144 amino acids)
Biological process (GO): nuclear-transcribed mRNA catabolic process, nonsense-mediated decay
Cellular component (GO): intracellular anatomical structure
Molecular function (GO): ATP binding; RNA binding
Source: RefSeq, a predicted model, not a curated record